This is a messenger RNA of Mercurialis annua (annual mercury), 1446 nucleotides long. RefSeq names its product isovaleryl-CoA dehydrogenase, mitochondrial. Bases 67 to 1290 code for a protein of 407 amino acids. The record is from RefSeq and is a predicted model, not a curated record. Gene Ontology annotation, molecular function: 3-methylbutanoyl-CoA dehydrogenase activity; flavin adenine dinucleotide binding. Gene Ontology annotation, cellular component: mitochondrion. The transcript has 15 exons. NCBI's taxonomy places the organism in Eukaryota, Viridiplantae, Streptophyta, Magnoliopsida, Malpighiales, Euphorbiaceae. Gene Ontology annotation, biological process: L-leucine catabolic process.
UUAUAAAACAGUCGUCAUCUUCGUCUUCAACAUUCACUCAAUCAAUCUACACUCAUCAAAACGACGAUGCAGAAGCUAUGUACAGUUAAGUCGUUGUGUUCUUCGCUAUUAAAGAAGCAAAUACAACGCGCUUCUUUCUCUACAUCUCUUCUCCUUGACGAUACUCAGCUUCAGUUUAAAGAGAGUGUAACUCAAUUCGCUCAAGAAAAUAUUGCUCCUCAUGCUUCCAAGAUUGAUCAAACUAAUAAUUUUCCCAAGGAAGUUAAUUUGUGGAAGCUUAUGGGAGAUUUUAAUCUUCUUGGAAUUACUGCACCUGAGGAAUACGGAGGAUUAGGCCUUGGUUAUUUGUAUCAUUGUAUAGUGAUGGAAGAAAUUAGUCGAGCUUCAGGAUCCGUUGCGCUUUCUUAUGGUGCUCAUUCUAAUCUGUGUGUCAAUCAGUUGGUGAGAAAUGGAAGUCCUGCUCAGAAACAGAAGUAUUUGCCAAAGCUUAUCAGUGGAGAGCACGUUGGAGCUCUUGCAAUGAGCGAACCCAACGCGGGCUCUGAUGUUGUUAGCAUGAAAUGCAAGGCGGACCGUGUAGAUGGGGGCUAUAUUGUGAAUGGUAACAAGAUGUGGUGCACAAAUGGUCCAGUCGCUCAGACAUUGGUCAUUUAUGCAAAAACAGACAUCAAAGCUGGCUCAAAAGGAAUUACAGCAUUUAUCAUCGAGAAGGGAAUGCCAGGAUUUAGUACUGCCCAGAAACUUGACAAACUUGGGAUGCGAGGAAGUGAUACAUGUGAGCUUGUCUUCGAGAACUGUUUUGUUCCAGAAGAAAAUGUACUUGGGCAGGAAGGAAAAGGAGUUUAUGUCAUGAUGUCAGGGCUUGAUCUAGAGAGGCUUGUUUUGUCUGCUGGGCCUCUGGGUAUCAUGCAGGCUUGUCUAGAUGUUGCUCUACCAUAUAUCCGACAAAGAGAACAAUUUGGCCGUCCAAUUGGGGAAUUUCAAUUUAUACAGGGGAAGGUUGCUGAUAUGUAUACUUCUUUGCAAUCUUCAAGGUCUUAUGUAUAUUCUGUUGCAAAGGAUUGUGACAGCGGAAAAGUUGAUCCUAAGGAUUGUGCUGGAGUCAUACUCUGUGCAGCUGAAAGGGGAACCCAAGUUGCUUUGCAGGCUUUACAAUGUUUAGGUGGCAACGGGUACGUAAAUGAGUACCCGACUGGCCGUCUUCUUCGAGAUGCCAAACUCUAUGAAAUUGGGGCAGGGACAAGUGAGAUCAGAAGAAUGAUAAUUGGCCGAGAACUAUUUAAGGAGUGAUAGAAAUCAUGCCCGUAUGUUGCUGUCUGAAGCAUAAUGUGGCAGUAGAGUAAAUAAAAUCUUAUUUUUCCUUACAUAUUCUGAAAUGUAAAAAAAUCUUUUACCUAGGAAAAGGCCAUUCUGAUAUAAAAAAAAAUCAUCAAUUUUAUGUUCAAA